Molecule: messenger RNA, 2937 nt
Organism: Tarenaya hassleriana
Lineage: Eukaryota; Viridiplantae; Streptophyta; Magnoliopsida; Brassicales; Cleomaceae
Product: transcriptional corepressor LEUNIG_HOMOLOG-like
Exons: 18
Coding region: 325-2589 (754 amino acids)
Molecular function (GO): transcription corepressor activity; protein binding
Source: RefSeq, a predicted model, not a curated record
AAAGUCGCUGAUUUCCUUCUCUUUAUUCCUUCUUCUCUCUCUCUCUCUCUCUCUCUCCUCUUUUUUUUUUAAAAGUUUUGUUUUCAUUCAAGCAGCUGCUUCAUCAUUUUUGUUCUUUUUCUCUCUCCACCACUUUCACUUCACUGAUUUUCCCGAGAAAAUUUUGUCGCGAUUUUUUGUCUCGGCUGUGAACUCCUUUGGAUUCGAGCUCUUGAAGUAAGUGAAAAGGGGAAAAGGAGAGCACCUACCGGAAUUCUCUCUCGUUUCAGGAGACAGCAGAGUGGGGAUCUGUGAUUCUUUUUCAUUGUCUGAAGGACCAAAAGUAUGGCGCAGAGUAAUUGGGAAGCUGAUAAGAUGCUCGAUGUUUACAUACACGAUUACCUGCUGAAAAGGAAGUUGCACAAUUCUGCCAAAGCUUUUAUGGCUGAGGGGAAAGUUGCAGAUGAUCCAGUAGCCAUUGAUGCACCUGGAGGAUUUCUCUUCGAGUGGUGGUCUGUUUUCUGGGACAUAUUUAUUGCAAGGACAAAUGAAAAGCAUUCAGACGCUGCUGCAGCUUACAUAGAGGCUCAACAAAUGAAGACAAGGGAACAGCAACUGAUGCAGCAGAUGCAACUCAUGCAGCAGCGAAAUGCUCAGUUGCCAAGGAGGGAUACUAAACACUCUAUCCUUGGAAGCUCGAUGAAUGCUGUGAACUCUGAUGGAAUGAUGGGGCAGCAGCAGCCACCCAGUGUUUUGGCGAUGAAGAUGUAUGAAGAACGAAUGAAAAACUCUAAUUCUAUGGAUGCAGGGACCUCAACUGCUUUAAUGGAUGCCAGUAAGAUCAGUCUUCUCAAUCCAACUGCCAAUCACCAAGGCCAGUUGGUACAGGGUGGUCCUGGUAACAUCUCUAUGGCUCUGCAGCAAAUUCGGUCACGGGCACCUUUAGCUACUGAGAUAAAGAGUGAAGUCUCAAAUCAGAAAAGUUUGCCUAUGGAUCCCUCAUCCAUUUAUGGACAAGCUAUCUUGCAAUCAAAAUCAGGACUGUGUGGCCCAGGAGUGAGCCAGGGUAUCUCUGGGCUUCCUUUGAAGGGCUGGCCUUUAACUGGAAUCAAUCAGUUACGACCAAACAUCGCCAUGCAGAUGCAAAAGCCAAACAUGCAGGGGCAAAAUAUCCUUCUUUCAGCAUCACAACAGCAGCAGCAGCAGAUUUUAGCACAGACACAAUCACAGGGUAGCCUUGGAAAUACAAAUAAUUAUGGAGAUAGGUUUCCUCAAUUGCCUACAGGGAGUUUGGAUGCAAAAGAAGGUCAGACAGCUAGGAAUGAAGGUUCUAUAUGCUCCCCUGCUCCAUCGAACUCUUCUAAGAUGAGAAGGCUGCAAACUUCUUCUCAACAAGACCAUUCACAGCGGCAGGCAUCGCAGGUCAAUCAGAAUGGCAGAAAACGAAAGCAGAACUCUUCAUCUGGAGCUGCAAACAGCACUGGCACAGGAAAUACCGAAGGCCUUUCCCCAAUUUCUCCUCCUUCAACUCACACUCCGGGUGAUGGAAUUGCAACCAUGCCCAAAACCUCAGUGUAUGGUCAAGAGGGAACUGGAACAUUUCCAUCAUCUUCUGAUUUCCUGGAAGAUAUGGAACUGGGUGAUAUUGCACCGAUAGAUGAUAAUGGUGUGGAAGGCAGCAGCUUAUAUGUAAAUGUAAAACCGACAGCUCCCAACCCGAAGGAAUCUUCUAAAGGCUUUACAUUUGGUGAAGUUGGCUGUAUACGGACAAGAAACAGCAAGGUUACCUGCUGUCACUUCUCUUCAGACGGAAAACUGCUUGCUAGUGCUGGGCAUGACAAGAAGGUUGUUCUCUGGGAUAUGGAUACCCUUCAGAGAGAGAACACUGCCGAGGAGCACAAAAUGGUAAUUACAGAUGUCCGUUUCAGACCGAAUUCAUCUCAGUUCGUAACAACUUCGGUUGACAAAACUGUACGGUUAUGGGAUGCUGCCAACCCAAAUUUUUCUUUACAAGCAUAUACUUCACAUAGUUCGCCUGUGGUGUCCCUAGACUUCCAUCCUACAAAGACCGACCUUUUCUGUUUCUGUGACAACGACAACGAAAUCCGCUACUGGAGUAUUGAUCCCUUCUCGUGCACUCGCAUUUCCAAGGGAGGGAUGGCUCAAGUGAGAUUUCAACCAAGAACAGGACAAUAUCUGGCAGCAGUUUCAGACAAAAUCAUAUCCAUUUUUGAAGUAGAAACCGAUAAGCAAGCAUAUUUGCUCCAGGGGCAUGGUGAAAUGGUGAACUACAUAAGCUGGGAUGCAAAUGGAGAGUACUUGGCGUCAGUGAGUCAGAACUGGGUUAAGUUUUGGAGUGCAUCUUCUGGUCAAUGCAUCCGAGAACUCAGCUCCAACGGUAACCAAUUCCAUUCCUGCGUUUUCCAUCCUAAUUACCCGACUCUCCUCGUCAUCGGAGGAAUCUCGUCGCUGGAGCUGUGGAACAUAGCGGAGAACAAGAGCAUGACGAUACCAGCGCACGAGAACAUCAUCUCGGCCUUGGCUCAGUCUCCUGUCCGGGGGAUGGUUGCCUCCGCCAGCCACGACAGCUCCGUCAAGCUCUGGAAGUAAAAAUCCCUUCCCACUACUUUGCCCUCUCUGUCUCCCUCUCACGGCUAUGGCUAUGGCUAUGGCUAUCAUAUACAUAUAUAUAGACACACACACAUACACGCACACUAUACGUGUAUGUGUAUAUACGUAUGUCGUGUAUUAUAUUUAUUCAGUCUCGGUACGGUUUCUUCUCUAUUUGCUUCUGUUCCACCCACAAACAUCAAGCUAUAUUUAUCUGAGUUCUCUAAACGUUUUGAGAUUCUUCUCUUCUUUUCUUUUUCCUUUUUCUCUUUUCUACAUUAUGUAGUUUUUUUUUUUUAAGAAAUUGAUAAAAUUUUCUCUCUUUUAUAAAUGUAUGGCAUGUAUAUA